Colias croceus (clouded yellow) is the source of this 3225-nucleotide messenger RNA. RefSeq names its product zinc finger protein ZXDC (gene MTF-1). Gene Ontology annotation, biological process: regulation of transcription by RNA polymerase II. Lineage: Eukaryota; Metazoa; Arthropoda; Insecta; Lepidoptera; Pieridae. Gene Ontology annotation, cellular component: nucleus. The transcript is spliced from 6 exons. The record is from RefSeq and is a predicted model, not a curated record. Bases 1 to 2157 code for a protein of 718 amino acids.
AUGGCCGCAUGGCUCGGUGACAGCGGCUCUUCAAAUCUAGAAAAUAAUAACUAUGUCAAUAAAAUAACAAAUAACUUGAACCAACAAGUCUCAAGUGACCUAAACACAAAUGUACUUGAAGAAGUUUUCGAAACACAUUCGGCGCGUUGUCUAAACGAAACGGCGGGAACUACCGUGACAUUGGAAAACAAAAUAAUUCCCAAGGACAGUGUGAAAGAUAAAUUAACCGCAACAAAAAUACAACAUGAGCAAUCAAGCCCAACCAUUGAAAUACCAAAGACAAGUAUGGAUAAAAACAAACGAAAGCCGGAGGAUAAUAGUGCGAGAUAUAAGUGUGAAUAUGAGGGCUGUGAACGGACAUACAGUACUGUUGGUAACUUGAGAACACACAUGAAGACACAUAAAGGUGAAUACAGGUUUAUAUGUCCAAUGGCUCAGUGUAACAAGGCAUUUCUCACGUCAUACAGUUUGAAGAUACAUGUGCGGGCGCACACCAAAGAUAAACCAUUUGCAUGUGACAUGGGGAACUGUAAUAAGGCAUUUAAUACACUAUACAGGUUAAGGGCACACCAAAGACUGCACAGCGGAGACACAUUUAAUUGCAAGGCGGACAAAUGCACGAAAUUCUUUACGACCCUCAGCGAUUUGAAGAAACACAUACGAACACACACACAGGAGCGGCCUUAUAAAUGUCGAACAGAAGGAUGCGGCAAGUCUUUCACGGCGUCGCAUCAUUUGAAGGCACAUGGACGAACGCACACUGUGAAACCAACCACGCCUACUUUCAAGCCGCUUUUACAGAAACAGAUCGACUCAGAAGCGCCUACGGUAGAGGUAACAGAAAACGAGCUCACGAAACCACCUCGAGCUAUGAACUGGGACAGUCUCCUGGAAUCCUUCGGCAGAAUAACCACAGAAUCUAAUUCCACGGACAGCAGCUUGGAAGACAUGACCAAUCUCUCUAACAAUAACGUAGACAUUACCGAACUACUCUUCGACAACGCCACUAACAAAUUUAACGACACUAACAUUAAUUACGACCUAACAAACAUCGAUCUACUCCCCUUCGAUGCUAAAGCAAAGAAGAAUGAUUGGGUCCCUGAAAUACCUUUAAGUGAUAAGUUGGAAAUUAAACCGAAAGCAAUGCAAUUAGCACUCGCAAAUGAAGUAGAGUUACAAGCACCUUGGAUUGACGUCACAGCGUUAGCGGCUUCGAUACAAGAAACUCCAGUUAGCAUCAAAGAAAAAACACCAGAAAAUAUAUUCACUCUAGCGACAUUCGUUCCCACUCACAUGCAAAGUUACAUAGACCUUAAUUCAGAAGCGCCAACAGCUAAUUUAAUAUCUGAAAGCUCUUUCGAUUUGGACACGCCGAACAUUCUAGAUGUUAGUGACAAAGUGUUCAAUGACAGCGAACUAGUGAUCAAUCUAGAACCAAAACUCAGUACUGAAAUAGAUUUCCUUAAAGACCCCGAACCUCUCAAUGACGAUAGAACACUAAACACACCGCCGCCAUCGAAAGUGCAACACAAUAUUGAAAUAAAUCCAUCCAAUUCAGUUUUAUUCAAUACAGAUUUUGCGCUAGAAGACACUUUGCUAUUCGACAACGAACCUCCUUCAGACAUGUACGUGGUUAGAACGGAAAACAUAUUCGGCAAACCAAAACGAAACGCGUUAGAACAAUUAGCUGCAGACGCGGGUAUUUGCUCUUGCAUCGAAUGUAAAUGCGAUCCGAACAACGAUUGCACGACAUGCGAUAAAAAAGAUCGUUGCGACGAUAAAUGUUCGUGCGUCGAUUGUAAAUGCGAUCACGCGGAAAUGAAGUGCGCGGUCGGAUGCGGUAAAGCGACAGAUACGAAUCACAAUACGUUCUUGGAUUAUCACAAACGGCAUAAUAAUACGAAUUUAGAAGAAUUCGGCGUUUAUACGCACGAGUGUGACGACCACACGCCUGCAAGUGUAGCGGAUAGUUUAAAAAACUUAUCCUGUUCGUGCGAUACAGAUAAUACGUGCUGUAAAUCGGAUAAAAAGUCGUCGCGCGAAAAUAAAUCGUGCUGCGUGACGAUAUGUUUUAAAAAGGCCGACGCGUAUAAACAGUUUUUAUCGAACAACGAUUUGUUGUUCGCAAUCCAGCCGCAUAGUUUGACGACGUUUUAAUUUUUUUUUUUGCUUUUUUGGAAAAAAUGCAUUUAUCAGGUACAAAGCAUUCAGUAUUCGCAUAAACUCGCCUCGGUGCUGUUUUUGUAAUUUGUUAUAAUAUUUAUUAUUGUUAUUCGAAAGUAUUAUGAUAUUUAUAUAACAUAUAAAUUUAUACAAUAAAAGAUAUAGAAUAUAUUUUAUGUUUACUAAUAUUAUUUAAGUUUUUUAAUUUUUAUAAUUUAACCUAUACCGUCUUAUUACUAAACAUGGACUAACAAACCGGGUCAAAACAUGGCUUAGCGUUAAACCAUAGAUAAGGACAAGUUUAAACCUCUGUACUAAAGUUACUAUGACCAUGACUAUAGCCCGGGUUUAAACUAUGUUUAUUUAUGUUCUUGUAAUAUGACGGAUUAUGUACAAUAUUUAUUUAUAUUGAUGAUAUUUAUAUAUAAAGAAGAUGUAGUAAAUUAUAUUGAAAUGAUCAUUUUGAUUUACGAUUGUUAUAAUAUAUUGUGCGUUAGUUACGAGAAGAUAUUUUAUAAUAUAAGGAACGAAACCAAAAAUAUAUGAAACAGGGUUUCCUUAUUCUUGUCAUAAAAAGGAGAUAAGCUAAAAAUGUAUACUUGCCUAAUAUAUAAAUUUCCUUAGUUACCAUAUACCGCUUUAUAUUUACAAAAAUAGGUUUAUUAUUUAAGAAAUUCUACAUAAGCUUUUGUACUUAAAUUGGCUAGUUAGGAAACUCUACGUGGUCCUUAAUAUAAACAUGUGGAUUGUCACAACAUAAUUUUAAAGAACAUAGUGAUAAUAUAAUAUUGUAUCGUAUAUGCCAAACGCACGUGCCAUAUUGUAUUAAUUUAAAAUAUUAACAAUUGUAUAACACUUUUAUACAAAAUUUAAAAUAUUUUAUUUCUAAUUGUUAUACACUAAUAUAAUAAAAACAGUGCCUUAUAUGUUGUACUUAAGUGCCUUGUACAAAAUGUUGAGUAAUUCUAUGAGAUUUUAUUAGAUGUUAGACGUAAGAAAAAGCAAUAACAAUAAUAAUGCUGUAAAAUUUCUAGUCCGAAAAAUAAAGGCUUUUGAAAAUAA